CGCAAACCCUCUCCCCCGAUCCCUUCCCGCCUCGAGGGCGCCCGCCGCUCGCCCUUGAGCGACCUGCAGAAUGAAUGGAGACUGCCCCCCACCCUGCCCGAGUUGCGCUUGUCCUGGAAGCGGAGCAGGCGGCUGUGCCCGGAUGACUGGACGGCUGGGAUCGGAUUCUGGAGCCUUAGCGGGCAGAGCUGGUGCCUGGAUCGGAGUCCGAACCCAGUUCGCCCAACCCAAGGCAAGCCCAGCUGUGGGAACGAAAAUUGAGCCUGAAGUAGCAGAGUUUCUUCAAGAGCUGCAUAAGAGAGUGAUGAUUGGGGUGGUUGGUGGCUCAGACUACUCCAAGAUAGCUGAGCAGCUGGGAGAAGGAGAUGAAGUUAUCGACAAGUUUGAUUACGUCUUUGCGGAAAAUGGCACCGUGCAGUACAAGAAUGGGCAACUGGUCUCCAAGCAGGCUAUCCAGAACCACCUCGGAGAGGAACUUUUGCAGGAACUGAUCAACUUCUGCCUCAACUACAUGGCACUUCUGAAGCUGCCCAAGAAACGGGGCACCUUCAUAGAAUUCCGCAAUGGAAUGUUGAACAUCUCUCCUAUUGGUCGAAGCUGCACUUUGGAGGAACGAAUAGAAUUUUCAGAGCUAGACAAGAAAGAGAGGAUCCGAGAGAAGUUUGUAGCUGCCCUACAACGGGAGUUUGCUGGCAAGGGCCUGCGGUUUUCCCGAGGUGGCAUGAUUAGCUUUGAUGUCUUCCCUGAGGGCUGGGAUAAGCGCUAUUGUCUUGACAUCCUUGAUGAUGAGAGAUUCGACACCAUCCAUUUCUUUGGGAAUGAGACAACCCCUGGUGGGAAUGAUUAUGAAAUCUACGAUGACCCUCGCACAGUAGGACACAGCAUCCAGUCCCCCCAGGACACAGUCCGGAGAUGCCAGGAGAUCUUCUUUCCAGAGACAGUGAAUGAAUCUUGACUCAUGGAGCUCCUGCUGCUCUUGAUCACUCAAAGGAGACCCUCACUCACAUAAUGAAAGCACCUUUUGGAUCCUUUCAGGACUUGCUGAGUCCCAAGGUCAAAAUGCACUUUGGAAACAGAGCUGAAGUGUCAAAGGGGGAGCGGGAUGAUGAUACAGUAGGGCCCCGCUUACCGGUGUUCCUCUAAUGCGGCGGCUUUCAUUCCCAUUUUUAAAGCUGCUUUUGCGGCAUUCUGCGGCAUUUUCGCGCGACACUCCCCAUUAUACUCAAUGGGGUUCCACUUUACGACGAUUUCCACUUUACGGCGGGGGUCCAGAACGGAACCUGCUGUAUAAGCGGGGCCCGCCUGUAGUCCUUCAUCAUUUGCACCAUCACCUCUUGCUACUGGGGAACUGCAGAAUCCCGAUUGCCAUGCCCUCAUGCCCACCAAACAAGGUAAAAGUUGUAUUUUUAAAAAGGGGGGGGACCCAUAUAUUCUAGCAAAGGUCUUUCUUUAAAGCUAAUAAUCUUCCAUCCCCACAAAUUCACCCAAAUGAUCUUAUUUUUGUGAUCAAUCUCAGAAAGGCACUACAAUUAUAUUUUAAAGCUUGGAAUGUCAAAAGUACAAGACUAAUCAAGUAUUUUCAUAUUUUUGAACCAUCAAGGUGGUUUGCAAAUUAUUUUUAAAACUGGAUGACGGCUUUUUUUUAAUGUGUGUGAUAAAGGAGAGCAUCACUUUAACAACAACAUAAAUGACCCCAUCUGGCACUAGUCAUGCUUUAAAGAUACAUUGACACAUGAUUGUUGUGCCAAAAUGUGGAUUGGCUAUGCAUUUCACUCCACAUCCCAUUGAAAGCAAUGCAGUAUGGAUGCUGGCAUCCAUGCUCACAUGUUCAUCUAAUUUAUGCCUGUGGUUCCUGAUCUAGCAAGGGAUACCUGUACAAAAGCCUGCACCUGUAAAUGGAUCUUUUUCGGUAGAUCAGGCUGAACAAGAGUGCCGAGUGCAUUUUAAAACAAAUUUCAACUAUGUUAGUUGGAUGACCUAUGAGCAAUGUUGUGGUUUGUGCUGUUGUAACAGAAGCCAUGGGAAAUAGUAAGAACUUGAUAAUGAGGGCAACAUCUUCAUUUAGCACCAACAGUAAAUAAGUGUUAGUAUUAAAGACAAAAGGGGGACUGCAACGUAACAUUGCAGUGUGGAGUGCUCCUAUUCAGUGCCCUUCUUCAGGCUACUCCAUUCCCUCCCCAAACAGUUAGCCAGCAUUCUGUGUGGCCACUGAGCACCUUCAGUCUCAAGUGCCUGUUUGUGUGUGGGGGUGGUGGCUUUCCUCCUAUUUUAUUUAUUUAUUUAGUUAGUUAUUUUUUACUUCUUGAAUAGCCUGGUUUCCCCCCAAGCCUGCAACUAUCUCCUGCUUCCUGUGUUGCUGUUUUGACUACAUAUACAUAAGCAAUGGCACUCACAGCCUGAACAUUGAAGAUAGGGAGAAUGAUGAUUCAGGUAUAGGGACCAGUUGUAAUUCAGUGACAUAUUCAUAAAUGCAGCUGAACUAAAUCAGGCAUAUGAAUGAGCAAACGUUUAUAGGUGCCCCUUAAAUAUCCUUCCUGAUUAGUCAUCAAAAUAUUGUGGGUUUGGUAAUUUAGUUUUCCUUCUAGAUUUGUCUGCAGAAGAAUAUAAAGUUCUGAUUUACUAAAAGCUUGAAUUUGAAAUUAGUAAUGAACUACUUAAAUUCAGUUGGGAUUAGUCAAACUGUAGCAAACAUUGCCUAAAUGUUGAUUGUUUCCAUACAACUUUGUUCUGUUUUAAAUUAUCUUCAGUGUAGACAGGGCUGCAGUCUUCAUUACUGUUGGUUUUUAUGUUAAAGACUCCCCCUUCAACACAGACACAUUUUUGUUUUUCAUUUCCAAAGGGGUAAAUGAAAAAAUGAGAUUGAAGAUUUGCCUGUUUCUACCACAGCAAGUUGUCUUUAGAGAGACAUAGUGACAAGAAUGAUGGUUAAUUACAAAAAAUCUUCCUCUGGUUUAUCGCUUUCCAUUACAUACUGUCAGGAUAGGAUUAUAUAUGCAUUCCAAAUAUUGUACCACACGUUUGGUGCUUUAUGAUGCUGACCUUUAAUUUUUUUAAAAAAAAUCUAGUUGUUAAUCCUCUCAGUUUCAGGCACACUGUUGAAAAUGUGGCAGCAAAGCCUUCCAAAGAGUCAGAAAUCAUAGAACUGGGUGCUAAAGCUUCCAUUUUCUUCAUGCCUCUUAAGUCCCCCUACAUUGUCUCUUCUGUCCUCUGUAUACUAUUAUUCCCUUCUCUCAUCUUCCGCAGCUGCCCAGCAACUGGCCCAAAUCAUAUUUCAAAUAAUUUGCAAUAAGCCCACUGUCUCUUUCACUCAGACUGAGCAAAUUAUGAGGUGAUAAUUUGGAUUUUUACAGAAUUGGGCUAUCAGCUUGGAAUUUGGUCUAACAUGCACAUUUCAUUUUAAAAAAAAGUGUAUCAGUACCAUAGGAUUUUGCUGCUGCGGUUUCUAUUGUGUCAAGGCACCUUACAGUCCUUGUUAUCAUAUAUAUAUAUAUAUUUGCACAACGCCCCUAGAAGCUGGCAACUGAGGCAUUAAGCGACAGCGCUCGCUAUUACACGAUUCUGGUAUCAGUGAUAUUGCUCGUUUCACAUUUACGGAGCAGCAAGAACAUGCCACACAUUUUCUGCUCACUCCUUCAGCAAAUGAGAUUUACAAGUAUUAGCAGCAAACUGCCCACUAUCAGAAAGGCUGGAAGUUCUAACUCCCUUACUCAGGGCCUAAUACAAUUAGCAAUUGCGAGAAUGGGCUUUUUAAAACUGCAUUGCAAACCAAGCCAGAUUAGGUGGCUGGCAAUGGGGGAGGGGUUAUAGAGGAACGUCAUCCUUUACCCUUACUGCAGACCACUCAGGGGAGUCCAUGCCUGCUUUUUGCAUGGCCGGAGAUGGGGGAGCUACUAUUGGAGGGCGUAGGAACACACACACAUGCAAAUAGGAAGCAUGAGGUCCCAAACUGGACUUGCAGUGUGAGGCAAAGCAUCAGUGUAGGAGUGGGGGCAGGGGGAGAGUUCAUGGAGCCCUUGAAAGACAGGUGAAUGAAAACAGGAUGCCUGCUGCCCUUCUAGACUACAAGGCUCCUUCCAAGAUUCCUGAAAGGCGGAAAGCGCAAAACUAUUAUUAAGGGAGCAAGGGUCUACACCCUUUUUACACCUACAAGUCACUAGAAAACAGCGGUCUUGUACUCCAUAGACCUCAGGAAAAGUGUCUGUGCUCUCCCCCUGUGAUUUCAAGGCAGUGGGCUUUAUAGCAUUUACACAAUUACACUGAAACGCCGGGGGAAAAGCGACAGCUGUAAUGAUCAGGAUGGUGCAGUCUCCCAUGAGCAGCACAAGUGCUGCCCUACACCCUCCCCUACUGAAUAGGAUACGCAGCUCUCCAAGGUGCAUGUUCAUACCGUGUAGCUGAUCAUCCCCUAUAGCAAAUGCUUCCAGCUAUUUUCAUAGAAACAAUGGGGUUAGCAUGCGCAAUAAAAACAACACUCUGUAAUCCAGUAGCACAGCUUGCUGCCUUCAUGAAUGGAUAUAUGGAAAUAAAGGGGUAACAAAAUAAGGGGGGCUAAUUGUCUUCAACAAUUGUCACUGCCUUUCCCUAUCUGGUGCCUUCCAGAUGUUUUAGACUCCCAUCAGCCCCAGUCAGCACCACUACUGUAGUCCAUUGUAGCUGAUGGAGUUGGAGUCCAAAACACCUGGAGGGCACCAAGCUGGAGAAGACUGAGUUAAAGAGCUGCAUCAGUAAUAUUUUCAUCACCGUGUAUCUGCAUAUUCACACGCGUCUGCCUUAACUCUUGGGUGUCAUGCUGCUGUUUUGGAUACCGCUUGUUGCUGUCCUUUCCCUUUUUGCCACCACCUCUUUUCAGGAAGAGAUAUUUGAAUGAUGUUUACAGGAAAGAACUGAUUCUGACACAGAAUGGCUGGGGUUUUUAAAUGGACCAAAAAAAUGACCCAAAAAGCCAGUUAAGCUCAUUUUGAUUGUACAAGUAUAUGAAAAACAGAUAUAUAGUGCAGACCAAGUUGUGCAUUUUUGUUCAUAGGCAGCUGUUGUAUAUACUAGAAAUAUGUUGAAUUAAGACCUUUUUUUGCUUUUUAACGCAUCAAAAGCAAGCAGCUGAGAUCCUGCACCGAGGCUUCUAUGCUCUGUAGUUCAAUACUGUAACUGAACAUGGAACUAAAGAAAAACACAGGAAAUCCAUACGGGUCAUUUUUGUUAA
Rhineura floridana is the source of this 5200-nucleotide messenger RNA. It is a transcript of the gene PMM1, whose product is annotated as phosphomannomutase 1. Gene Ontology annotation, biological process: GDP-mannose biosynthetic process; protein N-linked glycosylation; mannose metabolic process. The record is from RefSeq and is a predicted model, not a curated record. Lineage: Eukaryota; Metazoa; Chordata; Lepidosauria; Squamata; Rhineuridae. Gene Ontology annotation, cellular component: cytosol. The coding region runs from base 71 to 955 and encodes 294 amino acids. The transcript is spliced from 8 exons. Gene Ontology annotation, molecular function: phosphomannomutase activity.